CAUUCAGAUCAAAAGAGCAAAAUAGAUGGAUCCUCUGAUAGCUGGGAAAAUAAGCUCACCAAGUUUCAAAGCCCACAUGUGUUAGAUAACCAUGCAGCUUCAAAGAUUGAAUCCCAAGGGAGAGCUCUUCUUCAAUGGAAGGCCGCCAUUGAAACACAAGAACUUCUUAACACCUGGACAUCAAAGACCAGUCCAUGCAAUUGGACUGGAAUCACUUGCAGAAAUGAUGGCCAUCUCAUGCCAACCAUCACUAAGGUCCAAUUGGAACAAUUGGGACUAGAAGGGAAGCUGGAGAUUCUCAACUUCUCAGCUCUACCAUCACUCAAAGUUCUUGACCUUAGUGACAACCGUCUACAUGGAUACAUCCCUGCAACCAUUUCAGCUCUCUCCAAGCUUGCCAUUCUUGAUCUUUCUAACAACAAUCUCACAGGCGUCAUCCCAUCAGAGCUUGGCAAUUUGACAAGGCUCAAGACCUUGUGGCUCUUUGAGAAUCAGAUAAGUGGCUCCAUACCUCCUUCUUUUGGAAAGCUAUUGAACCUGAAUUGGUUAACCAUCUCCAGAAAUUUCUUAGUUGGUCCCAUCCCUCUAGUGUUUGGGAACUUGACCAAACUUAAUUUUUUAUACCUAUGGAGAAAUAACCUCACUGGCUCUAUUCCUUGUACGAUUGGGAAUCUAGUGAAUUUGAUAGAAUUUGAUAUAUCUGACAAUCAAAUAACCGGUCCCAUCCCACAUAACAUUAGAAACCUGACCAAGCUUGAAACCUUUCACAUAUUUAAUAAUAGCAUAAAUGGCUCCAUUCCUAGUGAAAUUGGGAAUUUAGUGAAUUUGAGGGAUUUUUCAAUAUAUAAAAACCAAAUAACCGGUCCCAUUCCACAUAGCAUUAGAACCUUGUCCAAGCUUGAAACUCUUUACCUAUAUAACAAUAACAUAAAUAGCUCCAUUCCAUAUGAGAUCGAGAAUCUGGUGAAUUUGACUGAUUUUGAUAAUCGACAAUCGAGAUAA
Dioscorea cayenensis subsp. rotundata (Guinea yam) is the source of this 1002-nucleotide messenger RNA. RefSeq names its product MDIS1-interacting receptor like kinase 2-like. NCBI's taxonomy places the organism in Eukaryota, Viridiplantae, Streptophyta, Magnoliopsida, Dioscoreales, Dioscoreaceae. Gene Ontology annotation, molecular function: protein binding. The record is from RefSeq and is a predicted model, not a curated record. The transcript is spliced from 2 exons. Bases 238 to 1002 code for a protein of 254 amino acids.